Ipomoea triloba (trilobed morning glory) is the source of this 1035-nucleotide messenger RNA. RefSeq lists its product as uncharacterized. The record is from RefSeq and is a predicted model, not a curated record. Gene Ontology annotation, molecular function: DNA binding; protein dimerization activity. The transcript is spliced from 2 exons. The coding region runs from base 1 to 1035 and encodes 344 amino acids. Lineage: Eukaryota; Viridiplantae; Streptophyta; Magnoliopsida; Solanales; Convolvulaceae.
AUGGCAACGGAGGAGCAAAGAAGAAAAGCUAUGAAAACCCGAUACGAAAAUCGAAAGGCUAGCGUCCUGAAAAAGGGUAAAGAACUGUCUAUGCUGUAUGAUGUUAAGGUGUGUGUCAUUAUGGUUUCCCCGGAUGGGAAAUUGGAGACUUGGCCCGACAACCUUAAUGAUGUGAAGGCAGUUCUAAGUGCGGUGAAGGAAUCUCGUUGUGUUCAAGAAUCAAGAUUCCCAAGUCCGUUAAAGGCAAGGAAAUACGUAGAAAAUUGCGGGAAUAAUGGUGCGGGUGUUGUGGACGAGGAGGAAUUGUAUGAUGUUUCUGGAGCCGAUCAAGAAAAUAAUAAUGCGAAGCAGGACAACAAUUUUGGAAUAGGCAUUCCUGGAAAGAGCCUUGUUGAUGAUAUGAGGGUAAAUCAAACGCCCACUUCUCAUUAUUCUUAUUAUCAAUGGAAUGAGAAUGGGAAUGGGGAGAGUAAUUGUGAGAAAUUUGGAAAGUACAUUGGAGAUAUGGUGAGAAAUCAAGAGUGGUCUUAUUAUGGGUGUGGAGGUAGUAGCAGCGCUAUGAACCCUAAAACCCAGUUUUGUAAUAUGCAACCAAAUCAAGAUACCUGCAGUGCUAUGAACCCUAAAACCCAGUUUUGUAAUAUGCAACCAAAUCAAGAUACCUGCAGUAGUCCUGAUCAGUAUGAGAUAGGGAGUAGCAGUACAAGUGGACUCAACUUCUCAAAUCAACAACAACCCACUCCUCUUUUUGCUUAUCAUCAACAACAGUAUGUUACUUAUAAUAGCAGUGCUUUAAACACUACUGGAGUCAAUAAUAAUUUGGUACACCCAAAUCAACAACCCACUCUUGCUUAUCAACAAUAUCCCAGUGCCUUGAAUUCAGGAGUCAAUUACCCAAAUCAAGAACCCACUCUCCCUUAUCAACAAUAUCUUAUGGGGAACAGCAGUGCCUUCAACUCUGGAGUGAAUUAUCCAAAUCAAGAACCCAGUAGGAGUCUUGCUUAUCAGCACUAUGACAUUGGGAUUUGGGACUAG